AUGCUCAUCGAUCCCAUUCGCAUCUUGUCCGUUCGGUGUGAACAUGGCAACGCUUUCGGAGUCAGCAUAGAUCGACCUAGGUUGUCAUGGUCAUUCUGCGGAGACGUACCCGAAUGGAAGCAAGUCGCAUAUGAGAUCGAGAUUCAGCGGCCUCUCCCUCGGGGCACCCACCGCUAUCAUAUAGACUCGGCAGAAUCGGUCCUCUGCCCUUGGCCGCAAGGAGAGCCUAGUUUGGCUAGCGGGGAAGCCGUCGACGUGCAAGUGAGAGCGUUCGGGAAGGACGGGUCGGUUACUCCUUGGUCAACCAAUCUCGAGAUCGAGACCAGCUUACUUCAGCGGUCCGACUGGUCCUCCGUCGAGAUGAUCUCUUGUCCAGCGCAGGACCCCUUCAUGCCCAAACGCCCUUUCCGCGUACGCAGGUCUUUUCAGCUAGACAACAUUGCUAUCCAGCGAGGAAGGCUGUACAUCACCGCCUGGGGCAUGUACGAGGCCAAGAUCAAUGGACAACGAGUGGGCGAUCAGAUAUAUUCGCCGGGAUGGACCAGUUAUAAGCAUCGGCUCAACUAUCAAGUCUACGACGUGACCUCCAUGCUUCGAGUCGGUUCGAACGAGAUCUCAGCCUAUGUCGGGGAAGGCUGGUUCACAGGGAGACUCGCCUGGGCGGGGAGGCGAAACAUCUUUGGCGAUCGAAAUGGCCUGAUGGCCAAGCUUGUCAUCGAUCAGCAGGCCAAGGCUCAAGUCGUGAUUGCGACCGAUGCAGACUGGCACUGGUCGUAUGGUCCGCUCGUAACGUCCGAGAUUUACGAUGGCGAAGUCUACGACGGCACGUAUUCAGCGAAGUCGCAAGAUGCUUGGAAAAAGGUCGAGUUGCUCGAAUUUCCGAGCAGCACCGCACUGGUGCCCGACCAGGUUCCCAUCCGCGCGACUCAAACGUUGGAUUCGGUCGCCGUCAUGACGACACCUUCAGGCAAGACGGUCGUUGAUUUCGGGCAAAACCUUGUUGGGCGCAUCCAGAUCCAGCCUGAUCUUGCCCUUGCAAGGGACGAUGUUGCGCAGGACCGGCGUUUGACGCUAUCCCACGUCGAGGUUCUAGACGAGAGGGGAGAGAUUGGACAAGGACCUCUGCGAAGUGCCCAGUGUGUCGAUACGAUCAUCGUUGGACAUGGACCCUCAGUCGCAAGCUGGUCGCCCACGUUCAGUUUUCAUGGAUUUCGGUUCGUCCAAGUCGAUGGAUGGCGAGACAUCGUCGGAAGGGACCUUACGAACAAGGAUCUGAAAGCCGUGGUCAUCCACUCGGAUAUGAAGAGGGUCGGUCGUUUCGAGUGUUCGGACGAUCGCUUGCAACGAUUGCACGAGAACGUCGUCUGGAGCAUGAGGGGCAACUUUCUCUCGAUCCCGACCGACUGUCCCCAACGAGAUGAGCGACUCGGAUGGACCGGUGACAUGGCCGUCUUUGGACCGACGGCGUGUUUCUUGUACAACACCACGUCCUUACUCUCUAGCUGGCUCGAGGACGUCGCUUUGGAACAGGACGCCGACUCAAGAAAACGGCCCCCGAUGGUAGUCCCUAACGUACUCGAGCAACACUCUUGCCCUCAUCCGAUCGAGAGUUGUGCAAUCUGGGGCGAUGUCGUGAUCAUGUCACCCAACGACGUGUUUCGUGCUUCUGGAGAUCGACAGGUCCUCGAGAAGCAGUUCCAGAGCAUGAAGGGUUGGCUGGAGCAGGGAGUUCGACGUGGCAAGGACGGUCUUUGGCACGCCGAUACUCACCAGUUCGGGGAUUGGUUGGACCCCAAGGCUCCUCCUGAAGCACCGGAUCAGGGACAGACGGAUGCGCACCUUGUCGCCAACGCUUAUCUAAUCGGAUCUACGAAGAUUUUCUACGAGACCUGCGACCUUUUGGGUCGUGAUGAUUUGAAGGUCAAAUAUCAACAGGACUUCCACGCCAUGCACGCCGCGUUCAGGUCCGCCUAUUUAAGCGCAGAUGCUCGGCUGUCCUCCCAUUCCCAGGCCGCAUACGCGUUGGCUCUUCACUUUGGCAUCUUGGAAGGUGAAGAAGAACGACGAUCGGCAGUUCAGCAUCUGCAAGAGCUCGUCACCGCCGAGGCUUAUCGCGUCAGUACCGGGUUCGCAGCCACUCCGAUCAUCCUCGAAACGCUUGCUGCGGCGGGCCGGACCGAUCUGGCCUACCGUAUGCUGCUCCAGCCCGAAAACCCCGGUUGGUUGUACAUGGUCGGGAAGGGAGCCACGACGAUGUGGGAACGAUGGGAUAGUCUCCUCCCGGACGAUUCCUUGAACCCAGGUGGUAUGACGAGCUUCAACCAUUACGCUCUGGGGUCCGUAGCUGCGUUUUUGCAUCACGUCGUCGGAGGCAUCUCACCCCUCGCGCCCGGCUGGCGUAGGAUCCUCGUGCGACCUCAACCUGGAGGAGGUUUGCGCCAUGCCAAAGCGUCGGUGGAGAGUCCCUAUGGACGGGUCGCUUGUGCGUGGGAGAUCCAGGACGACCAUAACGAGUUGGUGGUCAAUAUCGAAAUCCCACCCAAUACCGAGGCGGACGUCAUCUUGCCCAAUCGAGCCGGGUUCUCGCUGGGUAGCGGGAGGUACACCUAUCGAGUGGACCUCAAAGACUUCGCAAAGACGCAGCAGGAAUAA
Molecule: messenger RNA, 2652 nt
Organism: Filobasidium floriforme
Lineage: Eukaryota; Fungi; Basidiomycota; Tremellomycetes; Filobasidiales; Filobasidiaceae
Product: bacterial alpha-L-rhamnosidase-domain-containing protein
Exons: 1
Coding region: 1-2652 (883 amino acids)
Biological process (GO): carbohydrate metabolic process
Source: RefSeq, a predicted model, not a curated record